Molecule: messenger RNA, 748 nt
Organism: Rosa chinensis
Lineage: Eukaryota; Viridiplantae; Streptophyta; Magnoliopsida; Rosales; Rosaceae
Product: nuclear transport factor 2B
Exons: 2
Coding region: 99-470 (123 amino acids)
Biological process (GO): nucleocytoplasmic transport
Cellular component (GO): nuclear pore central transport channel
Source: RefSeq, a predicted model, not a curated record
UCACUUGAGUCAGUCCCCAACUCGCUUCUUCGGCUUGGUCUUCUCUUCUCUCUCCCCAACCCUUCUUUCGGCGGCGGCGGCGAUCAGGUGCGGCGGAGAUGGAUCCAGACGCGGUGGCCAAGGCAUUCGUGGAGCACUACUACUCGCUCUUCGAUUCCAACCGCGCUGCCUUAGCCAAUCUCUACCAGGAGGGCUCCAUGUUGACCUUCGAGGGCCAGAAGAUCCAAGGCUCACAGAACAUCGUUGCCAAGCUCACCAGCCUCCCUUUCCAGCAGUGCCAGCACAGCAUCACCACCGUCGAUUGCCAGCCCUCUGGCCCCGCCGGCGGCAUGCUCGUCUUCGUCAGCGGCAAUCUCCAACUCGCCGGUGAACAGCACGCCCUCAAGUUCAGCCAGAUGUUCCAUCUGAUGCCUACUCCACAAGGAAGCUUUUACGUUUUCAAUGACAUUUUCCGAUUAAACUACGCAUGAAGACAAAGGUUGAUCACCCACGUUCAACAACUGGUGGGAUUAUGUGUGCCCUCUCUGCUUAUGUUUAGUUCUAGACAUUUUGAAUCAGAUGGAGAGUCUGAACUUUCUUGUUAAGUUUAGUGUUUUGUUUCUGAAAUUUCAAGAUUUGAUGGUAUGGUAUGGUACUAUGGUUCUUAUUGGUUGAUUUGAUGAUAUUUUACCUGUACUGGGCAAUUAUCUAAAUGAACACAGUAUUGGGGGUUUGAGACUAAAGAAGUUUCCUUAUAAGGAUGUUGGUA